This is a messenger RNA of Drepanopeziza brunnea f. sp. 'multigermtubi' MB_m1, 741 nucleotides long. RefSeq lists its product as uncharacterized. Gene Ontology annotation, cellular component: extracellular region. Lineage: Eukaryota; Fungi; Ascomycota; Leotiomycetes; Helotiales; Drepanopezizaceae. The record is from RefSeq and is a predicted model, not a curated record. Gene Ontology annotation, molecular function: pectate lyase activity. Gene Ontology annotation, biological process: pectin catabolic process.
AUGCAACUCUCAGCUGCUAUCCUCACUACCAUCCUGACCACCAUGGUCUCGGCUCAAUCCCUUAAACUUCCCACCCGUGUUGGAUCCAUCGUCUCUCUAUCUACUCCUAUGACCGUCACAGGUACUCUAGACCUGGGCAACCGGGAGUACGAUCGUGGACGUCCUUGCGACUCCGACGACGACACCGGAUCUUCCUCCGCUGUUUUCAUCCUCGCCGACGGCGCUACCCUCUCCAACGUCAUCAUCGGUGCUAACCAACUCGAGGGCGUGCACUGCAAAGGUGCCUGCACCCUUAAGAACGUCUGGUUCCGUUCAGUCUGCGAAGACGCCAUCUCUCUUUUGGGGACUGGAGAUGUCCUAAUUCAAGGUGGUGGAGCCCAGAACGCCCAGGACAAGGUCAUCCAGCACAACGGAAAGGGAACGGUCACCGUCAAAGACUACACCGUCGUAUCUGUCGGCACGGUCUUCCGCUCAUGCGGCAACUGCUCCAAGCAACAGGGACCUCGCUCCGUCAUCAUCACGGGCCUGAAGGCUAACGGCGUCGCUGCCGAGAUUGCGGGCAUCAACUCCAACUACCAGGACACCAUGACCCUAUCCGGCUCGUGUGGUACCGGAGUUAAGCACAUCUGCCAGGAGUUCAGGGGCGUGCUCAAGUCCGAGGGCAUCGAGUCCCCGAAGUUGACCACAAAGGCCAACUGCCUGGGUGCCCAGGGCCGCCUCAACACUCUCCCUGUGUGCUAG